GGCAACACUGCUUAUAUCGGCCACUGGAUCUAGAGAGACACAUUCAAAAACAUUUUGCAUUUUAGACGCAUUCAAAAAUCGAACGAGUCGUGCGCCUGUCCGUCGAACUCCGUCGUGUCGUAACGAUUGGCCACAACAUUGGCCCAACAACGAACAAAGCCCCGUAGGAGAAGCAACAUUCAUCCUAGGCCACAGUCGCCAACAAAAAGCGAAAAAAACCGUCUCCUCUCCGAAGUGCAGUUCUGUGUUUUUGUUGUGUUUUGCUGUUUUUUUUUUACCCUGCUGCGUGCGUGAGUGACGACAUUGAGACCGCCCCUGCCCCCCGCCACCCGCCACGCCCCCGUGAACCAACCAACCCCUCCCACCCCCUCCUGGGAGGGGGCAUAAUGUGCCAUGCUACUGUUUCUAGGCUGAGUCCAAACGAGGGUGUGGAGCACUAGAAAAAUUCUCGUUCUCCACCCAUCAGAGUCCUACUCCUACUAACAACCAAAUCGAACAAAACCAAGAAUAAAAGUCCAAAAUCGAAACAGAAACGCCAUGUACAACCGCCAGGCAAGUGGCCAGGGGCCUGGCCCUGGAUCCGGAACGGGAACGGUAACGGGCACCGCUCCGCCACCUCCGCCGCCGCCACAGCCAGUAGUGCCUGCCCUGCAGCCCCAGCCUGCCACAGCCACGGGCAGUGGAAGUGCAACUGGAUCUGGGUCUGGUUCUGGCUCGGUCAUUUCGGCUCUAAGCCCAUCCUUGGAUCUCCACCUGCGGCCGCUUCGCUUUCUGGACGCCAAAUGGCUGCGCGCCGAUCUCAUUGCCUCCCUGCGCCAUGCCUCCGAGGGCGCCGUGCUAUGGAACCACCUGAUCCAGGACUGCGAACUGGUCUCCUCGCCCGCCGCCCCCAUCCUGAACGCCCGCGGCCAGCUGUCCUAUCUGGGCGACGACGGCAAGCACUACUGCGGUGCCCAGCAACUGAAGUGCUCCUGCUGCCAGCCAGAGUACUGCGGCCCGCACUCCGCCUGCAACUGCGACGGCUGCCGGCCCCUGGACUCUGACACCGCCAUCAAGAAGCUUACCACCCAGGCGGCCGCCCAGCAGGCCCAGCACCUCAGCCAGGCCACCGAGCACGUCCUGAGCGGCUGGCUCUGGAGUCAGCCCCCCACACAGCAGGCGCGCCAAGACUGCCAGCGAUCGCUGAUCUCGGAGCUCCAGGAGCUGGCCCUGCGAGCGGCCGGUAACUGUUUGUCCGCCCAGCACCUGCGCCAGCAGCUCUUCGUCUACGAGCGGUAUUUCGUGGCCCUGAAGCGGGAGAGGGAGCGGGAACGCUGUGUCCAGCCAGCUGCGGGAAACCCCAGUGCCAGCACCACCAACAACCUUCCCGGAGCCUCGACCGCCACCGUCAACUCAACUGUCGCCAGCACAGCCAGCCCGAAUGGUGCACCAGCCGUGGAGAUGCAGCGGCCUACAGAGCGCGCAGAGCACGGUGCCCUCGGCUUGGCUCGCGUGGCCACUCGGGCUGCCCUGAACUUCAGCUUUGCCUUUCUUCGACGCGCCUGGCGCUCCGGCGAGGACACGGAGAUGUGCAGUGAACUGCUGACCGACGCCCUCGCCUCGCUACAAGAACUGCCGGAGGCCACAAUCUUCGAGGACGCCUCGGUGUCGCCGCUCUGGGUGGAGGUCAUGGAGCGCUCCACCAAGUUCCUGCGCCUGGUGGCGCUCGGCGAUCCGAUGGGUGGCCGCUGCACUGCGCCGCAGAACGACCGUCACUCGGCCCUGUGCCUGCUCCUGGAAUUGGGUGUGCAGAAGGGCACCCUGGCCGCCACCCUGGAGUGCGUCGUCCUGCUGCUGAUGCUCUGGGAGAAGGAUCGUGCCGGCAACGACAACCGAGACAUGCCCCGCAAGACCGGCGCCCCACUACUGCGCAUCCUGCAGCGCUACCAGAAGCUCGGACCUCCCUCCGUCAAGUCGGGCCAGCUGCCUAGUGCGGAGCCAGCGCCAGUGGUCAGUGCCACGGAGACCUUCCUCCGGUUCCUGUCGCUGCCGAAGAGCAGUGCCGCCAUUGUGGACUUGCGACGCGCCGCCGUAGUCAUCAUCUCGCACCUGGAUCGCAUGGCCCAGCCGCUGAUGCCACGCUGCCUGCUCCGAGGCCAGGUCCCGGCCGCCUCGCCCGGCUACGGCGCCCAGCAACGCAUCUACGCCAUGGGCUGGCCCGCUCUCUCCAAAGACCAACAGGGAUUCAGCUCCGAGCCCGCGCUGAGCUGUGGCGAGUCUGGGCCGUCGGCCCCGCUGCUGAAUUGCCGGUUCCAGGUGAAGCAGGUGGCCUGCAGCGAGAGCCAGGUGCUGCUCCUCAGCCAGGAGGGCAAGCUGCAUGCCUGGCGGCUGUCCAAGCCGGAGGCCGAGCCCCAGCCGUUCGAGGAGGUGGGCCACGAGACGUUCAUCAGCAUUGCCGGGCACUGCGAGGGACGUCACUUCUUGGCCAUUGACAGCAAUCACGCCAUCUACUCCUGGGGUGCCGGCGAAGAUCACCGCCUGGGCCAUGGCGACACCCACGCCCGCGCCGUGCCCACCAAGAUCGCGGCCCUAGAGGCGCAGUGCAUCCAGUCGAUCUUCUGCGGAUGCACCUACAGUGCAGCCAUCACCUGUGGCGGCCAACUCCUCACCUGGGGCCGCGGCACCUACGCCCGCCUGGGCCACGGCAACAGCGACGACCGCUGCCUGCCCACCAUAGUGGCCGCCCUGUCCGAUUACAUGGUGGUGGACGCGGCCCUGGGCAGCGGCGACGCCCACUCCCUGGCCCUCACCUCGACCGGUCUGGUCUUCGCCUGGGGCGACGGCGACUACGGGAAGCUGGGAAACGGCAACUGCAACGGCAGCCUGCAGCCCAUCCUGGUGGAGUCGCUGCCGCGCGUGCAACGCGUCUUUGCGGGCUCCCAGUUCUCGGUGGCGUUGACCAGCGAGGGACAGGUCUACACGUGGGGCAAGGAAACCUGCCUGGGCCACCAGCUGGUGGAGCGAAACGUCCAGGGAUGCAGUGUGCCGCGUCUGGUCAGCAGUCUUCAGCACAAACGCAUCGUGGACGUGGCAUUGGGCGUGGCCCACUGCUUGGCCCUGACCAGCAGCGGCGAGGUCUUCGGAUGGGGUCGCAACGACAGCCAGCAGAUCUGCCCUCCCUCCGUCUCCAGCGACCCCCUGCUGCGCACCCCCAUCCUGGUGGCACUGCCCACGCUGCCGGCCAGUGGCAUUGCCUGCACCGCCGGCCAGAGUCUGAUUUGGACGCAGAGCUCCCACCAGGGUGUGCCGCUGCGGGCACCCUUCGUCAUCGACCUGGGCGAGCCCACGUUCCGGCUGCUCGACCAGCUGCUGGGCAUGUGCAUGUGCAGCAGCCAGGACAACCGUCAGACGCCCAACCAGGAGAGCGAGUGCAUCGCCGUGGCCUGCCUGAACCUGGUGCGGCUGCAGUUGCUCGCCCUGAUAGCCAACGGCGUGGAGCCGCGCCAAGUGGGUCUCGCCAGCGGCAGCCGGUUGCUGAGCAGCCUCAAGACCAGGAUCCUGGGUCUGGCGGGCGGCACUCAGGUGCUGCGCACCAUCCAGGUGGCCGCGCAACAGGCGCUGCAGGACGGCUGGAGUGUACUCCUGCCCACUGCGGCGGAGCGAGCCCAGACCCUCACCUCUCUGCUGCCCUCCGAGCCGGGCCAGGCGUCCUCCGUGGGACACCGCUUCAUGACCGAUCUGCUAGUCAGCUCCCUGAUGGCCGAGGGCGGCCUCGAGUCGGCCCUGCAGAACGCCAUCCGACUGGAGAGCAGCUCCUGCGGCGCAGACUGCGGCGACGGGGUGCACUUGCCGCUCCUGCAGCUCAUCACGCGGCUGCUGGGCAACAUCGCGGCCCUCACCCAGACCCGCCUCUUGCCGGCAUUGCGAAAGCAUCACCAGCUGGAGCAGCAGCUCUUGCUCCUGCAGCAGGAGAAGGAGGAGGAGGAGCGCGAACAGAACCGGCAUCACGCCCAGGAGCCGAGCACCAGUCCCAGUCUGAGUCUGCUGCACCGCUUCCAGCGCCUGCUGCUGGCCCACAUCCAUCAGGCGGACCCAGAGGAGGAGACCACCGGCGCCGAGGCCCUGCUGCUCCAGUACCUGCACGCCCUCAUCCCCGCCUGCGUAGCGACGCUGCAGCAAGCCCACGAACUGGCGCUCCAGUGCCGGGAGCCGGGCGAGCAUCCCAUCGGCCAGCAACUGGGCCACUUGGGUCGCGUCCUCCAGGCCGACGUGUCGGACGCCCUGCUCCACGAACUGCUCGUGGGCCUGGUGCUCCUGAAGCGCGAUCGUCCCCAGUGCCUGGGUGGACUCCGUUGGGCGCGUCUCUUCCUGCCGCUUCUUCGAGUCCUGGACCGCUUGAACAGGGCCCUGGGCGAGGGAGAACUUCGCGACGGCGACGACAUGGGCUGGCCGGGCAUCAUCUGCCGAGGGGGCCCCAAGAACGGAGGUCCACCGCCCGCCGACCCCGAGACCCACUACGUGCGACGCGCCGACAUGGAGAAUCACCUUCUGGACGGAAGUCGUUGCAUCAUCCUGGCCGGCUACGUCUGCGACUUGAGUGGCUACAACUGCGAGUCCGAGACGUUGCGUGGCAUCCUGGACACCGGCCUGGGCAAGGAUCUGACGGCGGAGCUGAGCAGUCCGGCUCACAGAAGUGCCAUGGAGCAGAUCCUCCAACACCACAAGCUGGGCAAGUACAUGUCCCAAGCAGGAGGAGAGGACAAGAGCCCUCCCCCGGGACCCACUCGCCUCACCCACUUCAGCUCAGAGUGCGCCCUGGCCCAGCUCCUGGGCCUGGUGGCCAAUCUGAUGUGCAACGGGCCGGCGCUACAGCCGGCGGAGCUGCAAUGCCGCCAGCUGGACAAGUCCAGCCUACUAAGUGGAGGCCUGCAGCUGCUCCAGCCCAGCAAUCCCUUUGACGAGGAAAAGGGAGAGGCUCGCAGCAGUCACAGCUGCCACAGCACGGCCGGGAACACGCCCACGGACCAGGCGCCACCUCUGCCUAUCCAGCACCUGCAGCAGCAGCAGGGUCCGGUGCAGGUGCGCGGCAAGUCCCAGCUGCAGCAACGGGCGGAGGCGUUUGUGACUGGACUGGCCGAGGCCAGGCUCUCGGAGGCGCCAGUGGCCGCCUGGGUGACCCUGACGGAGCGCUACUGCAAGGCACACAACCUGAUGUGGCACCAGGAGUUCGCCACGGAACAUCCCGUCCAGGAACUGGAGCGUCUGCUCAGCGCCGUGCUCAUCCGACACCAGUACCUCGGCGGUCUGGUCCUGAAUGCCUUGGAAACGGAGGAGUCGCCGCCGCCGCGCCAGCUGGGCGAGAUCAUACGACUGGUGCACCAGGCCAAGUGGUCGGUGGUGCGGACCCGCCAACAGAUGAACCGGAGCUACAAGGAGGUCUGCGCCCCCAUCCUGGAGCGACUCCGCUUCCUGCUGUACGAAGUGCGUCCGGCGAUCAGUCCACAGCAACGGGGACUGCGCCGCCUGCCCAUCCUCCAGCGGCUGCCGCGCUUCCGGAUGCUAGUGCGCCGCCUGCUCCAGGAGCUGCGGUCUGCAAGGCAGCCGGCCAGGCUGGAGGACCUACUGAACGCCACCAUACAGCAGCAGCAGGAGCAGGAGAAGAAGCCACAGGACAAGCAGCAGGAGCAGCAGGCGGCCGAGGAGGAGGAGAGCCUGCUGCGACGGCUCAACGAGCGCCAGAUCAACGGCGAGGGAGAACUGGAUCCCGCCCUGAUGCAGGACAUCGUGGACUUUGCCCUUCAGGACAGCUGCGACGUCGAGACGGCCCGCCGAGCCAUGUACUGCCAGAUGCAGCGCUACCAGCUGCGUCUGGCCGGGCUGCAGCUCGUCCAGCAACUACUCGAACUGCACGGCCUCCUGGACGCCACCCAGUACAGCCUCCUGAACGGCUUCCUGGGCCUGCACCUGAAGCCCGGUACCGGCGGAGGCGCUUCUAGUCCAUCGGGAAGCUCCCUGCCCGUGCUCGGCCAACUGAACAUGAUCAGCGCGUACCAGAAGACUCGCCUGCUCCUGGCGCAGUCCCGCGUCCUCGACUGGGCGGUUAGGGAGCUGCGCCGGCUACUCAACCAGGAGCAGCACGGCCACGCCCGCGGCAAGGACAGCAGCAACCUAGGCACCUACGUCCUUCUGAAGCGCCUGCCCCGCGCAAGAUUCCUGCUGAGCGUCUUCGGGCUGCUGGCCAAGGAACUAGGCCCCAACGAGCUUGGGCUCCUCCUAAACUCUGGCCUGCUGGGCACUGUCCUGGGUCUCCUGGCCCAGACGGGCGGCGAAGGAGCAGCUGGUGGAGGCCAGCCACCCGGCGAGCUGAGUGUCCUGUACGAGGACAGCGUCCUUAAGCAGAAGUCCAGCAAGGCGCAGCUGAGUGGACCCGACCUGGCCAAGCUGAUGAAGAUCGGGACGCGGAUUGUGCGUGGAACGGACUGGAAGUGGGGCGACCAGGACGGGAAUCCUCCCGGCGAGGGUCGCAUCAUCAGCGAGGUGGGCGAAGACGGGUGGGUGCGCGUCGAGUGGUACACCGGAGCCACCAAUUCCUACCGCAUGGGCAAGGAGGGCCAGUACGACCUCCAGCUGGCGGACAGUGCCCUUAACGUGGCCUCUCCCACGGAGCCGGAACGCGAGGAUCUGGCCGGCAGCGAGUCCUCGCCCUCGAGCGAAUCUCAUCCCUCCAAGCUGCUGCGCCACUGCGCCGCCAAGCUGCUCCAGAUCCUGGCCGUGGGCAGUGGCCUGCACGGCUCCCAGCUGGACAAGCACGCCCUGCGCGGCAUCACCAGCAUGUUCCGUGCCAUCGUGGACCCCAAGCCUACCAUGUCCAGUGUGGCCAACUCGCUGGGCUGGCUCAACCUUGGAUUCAUCCGAGCCAUUGCAGGUGACUCGCCGCGCUUGUGCCUGGAGCUGAGCUCCCCCGGCUGGCUGGGGCACUACCUGUCCCUGCUGGAGCAGCCGGCGGGCAGCGAAUCUGGCGUCUACCGGCAGCUGCACUGCCUGCGACUGCUGCAGUGCAUCCUGUCUCAGUGGGGCGUCGAAGAGGAGCCCCGCAUGCCCGCGCUGGUGCGUCAACUGUUCGCCACCUUGGGGCGCAUCGCCCUCCACUGCCCCGGCGACGUCAGCCUGCAACCCACCGGCGAGGGAAAGACCCGGGUGCUGCUGACCGCCUCGCACUCCGGGAGCGUGGCCGAGGAGCUGGUGGCGCUGCUGCGACGCCUGCACACGCUGCCGUCCUGGAAUCCGGUGAUCAACUCCUUCCUGGCCCAGAAGCUGUGCGUGGCCGCCGAGCUGUUGGCGGAGCAGUCACCGCCACCACAUGCCACCCACCAACCAUUGGACAGCGAGCAGGUCUUCGUGCUGGGCGUCCUCGCCGCCAUGGGCGGACACGAUCUCAGGCCCCGUGUGGGGCUGCACUGCUUCCACGAGGGGAGCCACAUGGUCAUCGCCAGCUUCACGCCCAAGGGGCGCUGCCUCCUGGCCCAGGGAGGCGCUGCCUCCGCCACAGGAUUCGUCAAGGUGCCGCUUGCCGCCGUGCUGCCCCAUCUGGACCACAGUGUCUUCAGUCUCAGCCGGCUGCCCAUGAACGAAAUGCUACUCAACGCCUGGACGGUGCUGCUCUACGGGCCGUCGCCGGAGCUGCGCGAACUGCCCGCCAGUCCGGAGGGACGUCUCGACCUGGGCCUGCUCCGCGCCCAACAGCUCCAGCUGGCCGUGCUCCACACAAACGGAGUCCUGUACCGCCACCAAGCCGCACUGCGUCGCAUCCUGAAGCAGCGAGCUCCGGGCAGCAUAUACGGCUCCGGAGAGGGACAAGAACCCAGCAGCGAUCCGGACGUGCAGCCGGAGGCCCAGGAACCAGCGGACCAGGAACAGGAACACCAGCUGUCGUCUGGCAGUGCCGGAAGCGGCGGGCAGGAGGCGCAGCUUCUCAUCCAGUGCAUCCUCCUGCGGGCCACCCAGGCGUCACCAGUAAAGGCCUGCUACUCGUACACGGACCUGGCCACCGCCGCCCUCAACUGCAUCCAGUCUCUGGCCACCCAGGCCCACCAGGAGAUCGUCGAAGACGCCGGUGGAGCUCCGGCCAACGGCCUCGCCAUGGCCACGCCUCCGCAACCCACUAUGGUGCAUGGAGUGCCGGUGUACAACGUGAAUCGCAGCAAGGAGCAGAAACCAGCGGCCAAGACCACAGAGCAGGCGGAGCAGCCGGCGAAGGGCAACAAGUGGCUGGCGGCGGCCAGCGAUGACCAGCUGAUUGGACAGAUCAUGGAGAUGGGAUUCACCCGGCGAACCGUGGAGCUGGCCCUGAAGCAGCUCUCCCUCCAGGCCGAGAUCAUGCCCACGCCAGAGCAGAUAGUCCAGUGGAUUCUCGAGCACCCGGACGUCUGCGCCAACACCAUUGAGGAGGAGGACUCGGCGCCGCCACCGCCGCGGCCUGGCUCGGCCCACGACCCGGAAGCGGACUCCGACAACGAGUGCGCCAGCAACCAUUCCUCCAGCUCCUCCAGCUCGUCCUCCUCCGCAUCAAGCUCCUCCUCGUCCUCGGACACCGUGGAAGGGCAGCCGAACCAGGAAGCGGCUCCGCCACCACCGCCUCCGGUCAAGUUUGAAUCUCGGAAGGACUUCCAGACCGCGGACCUCUACGCGCUGUACGUGCGCGGCCUGGUCAGGCCGGGGAUGACGGUGCGCUGCUGCCGGGACUUCGAGGAGAUCAAGAAGGGCGACAUGGGCACCGUCCUCAUCGUGGACACCGAGGGACUGCACGACCUCAACGUCCAAGUCGACUGGCGCAACCACGGCAGCACCUACUGGGUCUGCUUCGUCCACAUCGAACUGGUGGAGGCGGCCCAGUCCCCGCACCAGCCACGCCCCCCGCCGAUCGCGGUCGGCGCCAAGGUGCGGCUGCGCUCCUCUUCUCUGCGCCACGGACUUCUGGGCCCCCAGCUGCGCCUGGGCCGGAGCCAGGCGACGGGAGUGGUUAUCUCCGUGCGGGGCAAGCAGCUGACAGUGGACUUUCCAGACCUUCCCGCCUGGCAGGGUCACAUCAACGAAGUGGAACUGGUGGCCACCUCCGGCGCCGCCGCCCCCAUGGCCGGGGCCCUCGGACAACCGGGAGAGUCGAGUGGGCCAACCCCCCCGCCGGCCCCGUCUGAUCUCAUCGAGGACUGGUCGAGAUGCAUCCGCUCCCUGACGGUCAGCUCCAACGAGGCGGCGGCCAAGCACCUGCUGGACGGAAGCGGACAGAUCUGGCAGAGCUGCUCCACCGGGCCGUGCCGGCACUGGAUACGCCUGGAGCUGCACGACCGCGUCCUGGUGCACAGCCUGGCCAUCACGGUCAGUCCGGAGGACCACUCGCACAUGCCCUCGCUGCUGGAGAUCCGGGUGGGCGAGUGCGUGGACAGCCUGAAGGAGUACACCUGGACCCCGGUGCCGGCGGGCGCCACCCGAGUGGUGCUCAUGCAGAACGUGCCCGCCUACUACCCCUGGGUGGAGAUCGUGGUGAAGCAGUGCCAGAACAACGGGAUCCAGUGCAAGAUCCACGGUCUGCAGUUCGUGGGCCGGCGCCAGCAGCCGGACCUGCAGCACAUCCUGGCCAACGCCCAGUUCCUGGCCAGCGAGUACAGCUCCGGAGUGGGUCCGGGAGCUGUAAGCUCCGCCCACGGCGAGCCGGGCGGCGGCCUGGACCAGGACCUGCCCUGCACCGUCAUGGUGUGGGGCCUCAACGACAAGGAGCAGCUGGGCGGCCUGAAGGGCUCCAAGGUGAAGGUGCCCACCUUCUCGCAGACCAUCAGUCGGCUGCGCCCCAUCCACAUAGCCGGGGGAUCCAAGAGCCUCUUCAUCGUCAGCCAGGACGGGAAGGUGUACGCCUGCGGCGAGGGAACCAACGGCCGACUCGGGCUGGGCGUCACCCACAACGUGCCGCUGCCCCACCAGCUCCCGGUGCUGCACCAGUACGUGGUCAAGAAGGUGGCCGUCCACUCCGGCGGGAAGCACGCCCUGGCCCUGACCCUGGACGGCAAGGUCUUCUCGUGGGGCGAGGGCGAGGACGGCAAGCUGGGACACGGCAACCGGACGACGCUGGACAAGCCGCGCCAGGUGGAGGCGCUGCGCGCCAAGAAGAUCCGGGACGUGGCCUGCGGCUCCUCCCACUCGGCGGCCAUCAGCAGCCAGGGCGAGCUCUACACCUGGGGCCUCGGCGAGUACGGCCGGCUGGGACACGGCGACAACGCCACGCAACUGAAGCCCAAGCUGGUGGCGGCCCUGGCCGGGCGGAGGGUCGUCCAGGUGGCCUGCGGCAGUCGGGACGCCCAGACGCUGGCCCUCACGGAGGACGGAGCGGUGUUCUCGUGGGGCGACGGAGACUUCGGCAAGCUGGGACGCGGCGGCAGCGAGGGAUCGGACACCCCGCACGAGAUCGAGCGUCUCUCGGGGAUCGGCGUGGUGCAGAUCGAGUGCGGAGCCCAGUUCAGCCUGGCCCUGACCCGGGCCGGCGAGGUCUGGACGUGGGGCAAAGGCGACUACUACCGGCUGGGCCACGGCGGCGACCAACACGUCCGGAAGCCGCAGCCCAUCGGCGGCCUGCGCGGCCGCAGAGUCAUCCACGUGGCCGUCGGCGCUCUCCACUGCCUGGCCGUCACGGACGCCGGGCAGGUGUACGCCUGGGGCGACAAUGACCACGGCCAGCAGGGCAGCGGGAACACGUUCGUGAACAAGAAGCCCGCCCUGGUGAUCGGCCUGGACGCCGUCUUCGUGAACCGGGUGGCCUGCGGCAGCUCCCACUCGAUAGCCUGGGGCCUGCCCAACGCCACCAUGGAGGAGGAGAAGCGCGGGCCCGUGCCGUUCGGCAGCACCCGGGACCCCCUGGGCGGCAGCAGCCUGGGCAUCUACGAGGCGGAGGCAGUGCACCAGACCACCAAGCCGGACUCCAAGCCCCCGAGCCUCACCAGCCUAAGCGAGAGCCUGGCCCUGGAGAGUCCGGCCGCUCGGCAGGCCGCCCUGGCCCACGUCCUGCGUGCCAUGAGCAUCCUGCAGGCCCGGCAGCUGAUCGUCGCCGCCCUGACGAGCCACAGCAAGGUGAACUACAAGGAGCGCGGCAUAGGCGGCGGCGUCGGCGAGGAGGAGCAGCUGGCGGGAGUCAGUGGAGGAGUCGGCGCAGGAGGAGCAGUCAACAACCAAACUGGAGCAGCCACCGUGGAGCCCAUUGCUCAGGGCGGAGGCGAGGCCCCGGCAGACGCCUCAGAUGCAGCGCUCCAGGAGCACAGCCCCGACCUCCCACUGGAGCUGAUGACCACCACAGGAGGAGGCGGAGGAGUGAGCGUAGUGGCGGGCAUGUCGGCCACCUUGCCUCCCCUCACGGCCGGGCCACUGAGCGCCUUCCAGAGUCUCACGGGCUCCCUGUCCAUGUCCGGAUCCCUGUCCAGCAGCGCCCUGCCCGCCCAGCACAAGCACUCGCGGAUGUCGGCCAGCGCCAUGUCCGUCAUGGCGGCCACCAUGACGCAGCAGGAGGAGAUACUGGCCCAGAUCGGACACUGCCACGGCCUGGACGACUUUGGCGGCCUGCUCGGCGAGCCGGAGGCCAAGAGCCUGGUGGAGCUGCUGAAGCUAGCGGUGUGCGGACGAUGCGGGCCACCGAGCACGGCCCAGACAAUUGCCGAGACGCUGAUCUCCCUGGGAGCGGGCUCGCCGGCCGUGGCGGCCAUGCUGCUGGAGACCUGCAUCACGGAACUGGAGGACCUCUGCACCUCCCGCCACUGCCUCGGCAAGCUGCCCAAGCCGGUGAUGCAGGAGAGCAGCCACCCCUACGUGGACAACGUGAACGUGACGGGAGCAGUGAGGAUUCCCGGAGCGGAGAUGCUGCGCCUGGAGUUCGACAGCCAGUGCAGCACGGAGAAGCGGAACGAUCCGCUGGUCAUCAUGGACGGAACGGGCCGGGUGCUGGCCAUGCGCUCCGGCCGGGAGUUCGCCCACUGGGCGCCGGAGAUCCGGGUGCCCGGCGACGAGCUGCGCUGGAAGUUCUCCUCGGACAGCUCCGUGAACGGCUGGGGCUGGCGCUUCUGGGUGCACGCCGUCAUGCCGGCGGCCACUCUGGGCGAGACCGGGUCCGACCGGGCGGUGCUCUCGCAGCCGUCGAUGGCCCUGGUGAUGUCCCUGCUGGACUCCCGCCUAGCCCCCCGCCAGCCGGGCGUGCUGCUCCGCCUGGCCUCCGCCCUGGCCGCCUGCUCCCAGCUGGGAGCUCUGUCCACAGCGCAGAGGAUCUGGUCGCUGCGCAAGCUGCACGCAGUCCUGCUGCUGGAGCAGGCUCCCCGCCCCCAGGACCCGUCGUUGGCCGGCCUGCUUCAGCCCCUGAUCCCGGAACUCCUGCGGCAGUACGAGUACGAGGAGCCGCAGGUGCGAGGAGGCAUUCAUCUGAUGCACUCGGACUACUUCAAGACCCUGGCCGCCCUGGCCUGCGACAUGCAGCUGGACGCCUCGCUGCCCAUGGUAACCAGCGGCAGUGCCUCCACAACGGGCGGAGCAACUAGCGGAGGAGGAGGACUCGGAGGAAGCAGCGCCUUCUGUACCAUGGGCUCGUCGUCCGCCAUCCUAGCCGCCGCUUGCGCAGCCACCUCUGGAUCUGGAUCCGGCCCAAGCUCAGUCUCGGGUGCGGCCGCGUGUAGCUCGGCCUCCGGCGGAGGCGGGGACCUCCACAAGUGGGCGUGGUUCAAGCGCUACUGCAUCGCCGUGAGAGUGGCCCAGUCCCUCAUCCGCCGCACAGAGCUGCCGCGCGCCUUCUGCCUGGAGGUGCGGAAGAAGUUCGCCGAGAUGCUGCCCAGCUCCGCGGCCAGCUGCAGCUCCAACUCCCAUCCGUGCGGCGGCCAGUCCCCCGGAGCAUCGAUGCUGAACUCUACCACAUCGCUGUCGUCCAGCACGGCCAGCAAUGUGUCGCCACCGCCGCCCCCACCACCGCUCCUCCACCAGGCGGACCACCACGAGUCCCUGAUGUGCCCGGGCUCGCAACUGGACUCCUCGUCCAUCCUGCUGCACGAGGACCACUCCCUGUUCCAGGCCCCGCACGACGCCCAGCUGCUCCAGUGGCUCAACCGCCGGCCCGACGACUGGGCCCUGAGCUGGGGCGGCGCCAGCACCAUCUACGGCUGGGGACACAACCACCGCGGCCAGCUGGGCGGCCUGGAGGGCAGCCGCAUCAAAACGCCCACCCCCUGCGAGGCCCUCAGCCUCCUCCGCCCCGUCCAGCUGGCCGGCGGCGAGCAGUCGCUGUUCGCCGUCACCCCGGAUGGGAAACUCUUCGCCACGGGCUACGGCUCCGGAGGCAGGCUGGGAGUUGGAGGCAGCGACAGCUGGGCCAUACCCACGCUGCUGGGCUCGCUGCAGCACGUCUUCGUGAAGAAGGUGGCCGUCAACUCCGGCGGCAAGCACUGCCUGGCCCUGACCACCGAGGGCGAGGUGUACGCCUGGGGCGAGGGCGAGGACGGCAAGCUGGGACACGGAAACCGGGUGAGCUACGACCGGCCCAAGCUCGUUGAGCACCUGCACGGGAUGAGCGUGGCGGACAUAGCCUGCGGCAGCGCCCACUCGGCGGCCAUCACGGCCAGCGGCCAGGUCCUGACCUGGGGCAAGGGCAGAUACGGCCGCCUGGGCCACGGCGACUCCGAGGACCAACUGAGACCGAAGCUGGUGGAGGCGCUGCUGGGCUACCGGGCCAUCGACAUAGCCUGCGGCUCCGGCGACGCCCAGACCCUGUGCAUCACCGACGACGACAACGUCUGGAGCUGGGGCGACGGCGACUACGGCAAGCUGGGACGCGGCGGCAGCGACGGCUGCAAGCUGCCCUACAAGAUCGAGAGCCUGGCCGGCCUGGGCGUGAUCAAGGUGGAGUGCGGAUCGCAGUUCUCCGUGGCCCUGACCAAGUCCGGAGCAGUCUACACCUGGGGCAAGGGCGACUUCCACCGACUGGGGCACGGCUCUGUGGACCACGUGCGGCGGCCCAAGAAGGUGGCCGCCCUGCAGGGCAAGAAGAUCAUCUCGAUCGCCACCGGCUCCCUCCACUGCGUGGCCUGCAGCGACUCCGGCGAGGUGUACACCUGGGGCGACAACGACGAGGGUCAGCUGGGCGACGGCACGGUGACGGCCAUCCAGCGACCCCGCCUGGUAUCCGCCCUGCAGGGAAAGCACAUCGUGAAGGUAACCUGCGGGUCGGCCCACACCCUGGCGCUCUCCACCUCACAGCUGAGCGAGCGACUGCGCCCACUGCCCAACCCGCCGCUGGAGUACGACCUGGUGAGGGACCUGGCGCCGGAGGCACUCCACGCCCGGCUCAUCCUGCUGCACCACUUCUCGGAGCUGCUGUGCCCCUGCCUGGCGAUGCUGCCCAUUUCGGGCGACCUGAGCCUCGGCGCCCUCAAGGACGUCCUCGUGUACAACAUCAAGGAGGCUGCCUUCCGUAAGGUCAUCCAGACCACCAUGGUGCGGGACAAGCAGCACGGCCCCGUCAUCGAGCUGAAUCGCAUCCAGGUGAAGCGCUCCCGCAGCCGCUGCAACGGCCUGGCCGGGAUCGACGGCAUGAAGAGCGUGUUCGGGCAGAUGGUCCAGAAGCUGCCGCUCCUCACCCAGGAGGCCCUGGCCCUGCCGCACCGCGUCUGGAAGGUGAAGUUCGUGGGCGAGAGCGUGGACGACUGUGGCGGCGGAUACAGCGAGUCCAUCGCCGAGAUGUGCGACGAACUGCAGAACGGCAGCGUCCCGCUCCUGAUCAGCACCCCGAACGGACGGGGCGAGGCGGGCGCCAAUCGGGACUGCUUCCUGCUGGAUCCCACCCUGUCGUCGGUGCUGCAGAUGAACAUGUUCCGCUUCCUGGGCGUGCUCAUGGGCAUUGCCGUGCGCACCGGAUCACCGCUGAGCAUCAACCUGGCGGAGCCCGUUUGGAGGCAACUGACCGGCGAGGUGCUCCGGCCCACGGACCUCACCGAGGUGGAUCGCGACUACGUGGCCGGGCUGCUCUGCAUCCGGAACAUGGACGACGAUCCCAAGCUGUUCAACACCCUGGAACUGCCGUUCUCCACGUCCUCGGCCCGGGGCCAUGAGGUGCCGCUGUCCACCCGCUACACGCACAUCUCGCCGAGGAACAGGGCCGAGUACGUACGGCUGGCCCUGGGCUUCCGGCUGCACGAGUUCGACGAGCAGGUGAAGGCCGUCCGGGACGGUAUGUCCAAGGUGAUUCCAGUGCCUUUGCUGUCGCUCUUCUCCGCCGCAGAGCUGCAGGCCAUGGUCUGCGGCUCGCCGGACAUUCCGCUGGGGUUGCUCAAGUCGGUGGCCACCUACAAGGGCUUCGAUCCCGGCUCGGCCCUGGUCACCUGGUUCUGGGAGGUGAUGGAGGAGUUUACCAAUCAGGAGCGUUCCUUGUUCCUGCGCUUCGUGUGGGGCCGCACCCGUCUGCCGCGCACCAUUGCCGAUUUCCGGGGACGGGACUUUGUGCUCCAAGUGCUGGAGAAGAACCCGCCCGACCACUUCCUGCCCGAGAGCUAUACCUGCUUCUUUUUGCUGAAGAUGCCGCGCUACUCCUGCAAGGCUGUGCUCCUGGAGAAGCUCAAGUACGCCAUACACUUCUGCAAGAGCAUCGACACCGACGAGUACGCCCGCGUGGCGAUGGGCGAACCCACCGAGGCGACCGGCAGCGAGGACAACAGCGACCUGGAGUCGGUGGCCAGCCACGAGGGCUAGGCUCCCGCCCCCACAGAAUCUGCCUUACCUGAAAGGAUCUGAAGAGGAAGGAGGAGGAGAACCAACCCACUAUUUAUGAUGAUUCUCAGCUAGGAUACUAGGACACAUUCAACACAAAGAGCCUUCAAAGUUAGAAAAGAAAAAACGCCACUCACGCGAACACAUUACACAUAGAUACACUUAAAAAAAAACCCACACGUAUAUAUACAUAUAUUUUAAAGGUAGCACAUGACACAGAGCAGGAUGACAAUGGAAAGAAAGAGAUGAUGCGGUGGAAGCAUGAAAGAGAAAGAGAUAGAGAGAGAGAGAAAGACGGCUUGUAGAGAAAGGAUAUUGAAACCAAAAAGCAAAGCGUUAAUGUUAUUUCCAUAUUAUAUUAUAUAUAUAUAUGUACUCGUAUAUAUAUAUUACGCAUAAACAUAUUUAAAUAUAAAUGUUAGUUGGAGUCCUCUCAUUAUAAACACAAGGCUUGAACGUUAGACGCCAUCCAACUCGAACCCCAUUAGCCCCAUCCAUUCCCGAGUCCGAAUCCGAAUCCGUAUUACCCUGCCCGGAGAGCAGUUAAGAUUAUUAAUGGAAUAACGCUAAACACAAAGGCCUCGAGCCAAAAAAAAACCAAAUUCGUUGCUAAUGAUGAUCAAUUCAAGAGUUAGAUGCGCCCUAAAGGAACCUAUCUGAACUAAACUGAAAGCUAAUUAAAAUGCAAAACAAGCAAAAAAUUAUGAAAAUACUAAA
Messenger RNA from Drosophila bipectinata, 16470 nucleotides. It is a transcript of the gene HERC2, whose product is annotated as E3 ubiquitin-protein ligase HERC2. Gene Ontology annotation, biological process: protein ubiquitination. The record is from RefSeq and is a predicted model, not a curated record. Gene Ontology annotation, molecular function: ubiquitin-protein transferase activity; protein binding; metal ion binding. Lineage: Eukaryota; Metazoa; Arthropoda; Insecta; Diptera; Drosophilidae.